GGCGAUGCUUAUCCGGACGGAGCUCCCGGCAAGCCAAGGCAACAAUCGCCUGCCUGCCUGUUCACCACCGCGCCCACGCUAUAAAAACCCGGCCCGCCGAGCCACUCAUCACAGCAUCCACAGCAAAGCAAAGCAGCAAGUGUUUCCAAGCGUUCAUCAGUAGUAAGAGGUGCCAUGGCGGACAUCGCGUUGCUGGUGGCGGAGGAGUUCGAGAAGAGGGUGAAGCGGGGAGCCCCCGGCGCCAGCGGCGAGGCGGACGGUAGCGGCGAGAGGAGGAACUUCGGGGCCGUGGCCAAGGUGUGGAGCUCGUGGGUGGAGUCCGCCUCGGCCGCCGCGUCCGGGGUGAGGGUCAACGUCGCCGUGCAGCUCAGGGAGCUGGAGCCCAAGACCGGGCUCGGCCUGGCCGCCGUCGACGGCCUCUUCUCCGCUUAAUUAGUAGUCUCUACUCUCUUUUGAUUCGGCGGAAGAGUAGUGUUAUGAAUGCCUCUUCCCCCCGGAGUGAUCAAUCAAAAUGGAUCAUAUGCCGGUGUAACCUGUACAUUCAUAAUCUGAAAUCAAAUAUAAUCUCUCCAGUCUCCAUUUUCACCAA
Messenger RNA from Setaria italica (foxtail millet), 589 nucleotides. RefSeq lists its product as uncharacterized. The record is from RefSeq and is a predicted model, not a curated record. Bases 175 to 432 code for a protein of 85 amino acids. The transcript has a single exon. Lineage: Eukaryota; Viridiplantae; Streptophyta; Magnoliopsida; Poales; Poaceae.